AUGGCUAAUACAUCAGCUCAAAGUUAUCCAAUGGCCUCCUUAUACGUUGGUGAUCUUCACCCGGAUGUCACCGAGGCUAUGCUAUUCGACAAAUUUGCUAGUGCCGGUCCAGUUUUAUCCAUUCGUGUUUGUCGUGAUAUGAUUACACGUCGAUCACUUGGCUAUGCUUACGUUAACUUUCAACAACCAGCCGAUGCUGAACGAGCUCUCGAUACGAUGAACUUCGAUGUACUUCGUGGUCGUCCAUUACGUAUUAUGUGGUCUCAACGUGAUCCUGCUUUACGUAAAUCAGGUGUUGGCAAUGUUUUUAUUAAGAAUUUGGAUAAAAAUAUUGAUAACAAAUCGCUUUACGAUACAUUUUCGGCCUUUGGUAACAUCUUAUCAUGCAAGAUCAUGACGGAUGAAGCUGGUCAAUCAAAAGGUUUCGGUUUCGUUCACUUCGAAACACAAGAAGCUGCUGACAAUGCUAUUAAUAAAGUCAAUGGUAUGUUACUUGCUGACAAGAAAGUUUAUGUUGGUCGAUUUAUGUCACGUACUCAACGUAACGAUGGUGGCGUACCUCGAAAAUUCACCAAUAUAUUCAUCAAAAAUUUUGGUGAUCAACUUGACGAAGAAAAGUUACGCGAACUUUUUUCCAAGCACGGCAAAAUUUUGAGUUUCAAAAUUGAAAACGAUGAAAACGGUCAUUCGAAAGGUUUCGGUUUUUGUAGUUUCGAAAAUCCCGAAGAAGCUGAAGAAGCUGUACAAAAUCUUAAUGGAUAUUCGAUUGGUGACAAACAACUUUACGUCGGCCGAUUUCAAAAGAAGAACGAACGGUUAUCGGAAAUUAAACGUAAGAAAGAUGCUCAACGACAAGAACGCAUGAAUAAAUAUCAAGGCGUCAACUUAUACAUCAAAAACUUGGACGAUACAAUCGAUGACGAACGCUUACGAAAAGAAUUUUCCAAAUUUGGAACAAUCACAAGUGCUAAGAUCAUGUCUGAAAAUGGCCGAUCAAAAGGUUUCGGUUUCGUCUGUUUCAGUGCACCUGAUGAAGCAACAAAAGCUGUUACGGAAAUGAACGGUUCAAUCGUUGGCUCGAAACCACUUUAUGUCGCUUUAGCUCAACGUAAAGAAGAACGUCGCAUGCAUUUAACCAAUCAACAUAUGCAACGCAUCGCAACAGCACGUGUACCGCAACNGAUUAUUAAGAAUAGAAAACGAAGAAAAAUUCUUCAUCCAUAUUUGUUUGAUAGAAGAUUCUUCGUUUUUUUUUGCAGCUGUUAUCUAUCUAAAAAUCACACGAUAAAUUCCAUCAUUCAUCGCUAUAAAUAUGAGAUUGACAUGUUGUUUAGAUGGUACUGA
This is a messenger RNA of Adineta ricciae, 1344 nucleotides long. The record is from the annotation of a GenBank genome assembly. NCBI's taxonomy places the organism in Eukaryota, Metazoa, Rotifera, Eurotatoria, Adinetida, Adinetidae.